AUGAAAUUCCUUCACAAUGGACAUCCGGGGAUAUCUGCCAUGAAAGCACUGGCCCGUUUUUAUGUGUGGUGGCCGUCAAUCGAUGAUGACCUUGAUAUGUGGGUAAAGAGAUGUUCUAAGUGCCAAGAAAAUCGCCCUAACGUGGCGGAGCUGCCGGUGUACUCGUGGUCUGUGCCUGAUGAGCCAUGGGAGAGAGUUCACGUGGAUUUUGCGGGUCCUUUUGAGGGCAAAUAUUGGUUGGUGCUAUGUGACGCACUUUCCAAAUGGAUCGAAAUUAAACCAAUGUCUACAAUCACAACAAGCAGGCUCUGCAGUGAACUAGAUACUAUUUUUACUUCACUUGGACUUCCACAAAUUAUAGUUUCGGACAAUGGUCCUCAAUUCGCAUCUCAAGAAUUUCAUGAAUACUGCAGAUACAAUGGUAUCAGACACGUUAAGUCUUCACCUUACCAUCCAAGAACGAACGGGUUGGCUGAACGGCUAGUUCGUACUUUCAAAACCAGGAUGUCUGCUAGUAUUAGUGACGGAUUAAGUUUAAAAAAACGUUUGGAAAACUUUCUGUUUACUUACCGUAUUACUCCUCGAAUCGAUACUGGUAAAUCACCAGCAGAAAUACUUUUAGGACGACAACUACGUUGCCUCUUAGACAAUAUUAAACCAAAUCCUAGAAUGUCCCUCCGCUUCAAACAAUUUCAAGCUAACAUUGAACAUGACAAGGAAAUAUAUUUCAAUCCAGGAGAAACUGUUUUUGUACGCUCUCGAGACAAUAAAUCAUGGAAGCCUGCCACAGUAGCCCGUCGUACACAUCGUUAUUCAUAUUUAAUUAAUACACCUAUUGGGGUAAAGAAAUACCAUGCGGAUCAAAUAAGAAAACGUGUAAUUGAAUGA
This is a messenger RNA of Achroia grisella, 888 nucleotides long. RefSeq lists its product as uncharacterized. The coding region runs from base 1 to 888 and encodes 295 amino acids. The transcript has a single exon. Gene Ontology annotation, molecular function: nucleic acid binding. Gene Ontology annotation, biological process: DNA integration. NCBI's taxonomy places the organism in Eukaryota, Metazoa, Arthropoda, Insecta, Lepidoptera, Pyralidae. The record is from RefSeq and is a predicted model, not a curated record.